UUGUAAGGCAUUAGAGCCAUUACUAGCCAUUACCAGAGGUAGCACGGUAUUUCACUAUAUAUAUUCAGGAUCUAUCCAACUCUGGUACUGUCAGGCAUUGACAGUCGUUACUAGUCAUUACUACGGUCUAUUCAACUGUGACCAUGACCUGCCCUGAACCCAAAACAGACACAGGCAUGGGCCAUGUCUUUCAAGACCCCACCCUGAACUGCUAGCUGCUCCGGUACUGUCAGACAUUACUAGUCGUUACUAGCUAUUGCUAGACGGUGCUACAGUGAGUGCUUUCCAGCAUUACUGGAGAAAGCACGGUAUUUCACUCUGUGCAGAUCUAUCUCACCAAGACCUACCCUGAACUACUGCUCGUGAUUACUUACAUUACUAGCACUUGUCAUUCCUGUCUGAUUCUAAAUUGUCUUCAUCCUUCAAAGCCAAAACAAGAUAAAUAAAAAAGAGUCAAGGAAAAUAAAAAUCGAAAAAUCUCCGUUGCUGCCUCCUCCUUUUCCCCCCUCCCUCCCUCCCUCCCUUCUCCCCCUCUCCCCUCUCUCCUCCCCCCU
Mycena citricolor is the source of this 554-nucleotide messenger RNA. NCBI's taxonomy places the organism in Eukaryota, Fungi, Basidiomycota, Agaricomycetes, Agaricales, Mycenaceae. The record is from the annotation of a GenBank genome assembly.